This is a messenger RNA of Syngnathoides biaculeatus (alligator pipefish), 3238 nucleotides long. RefSeq names its product RNA binding motif protein 28 (gene rbm28). The record is from RefSeq and is a predicted model, not a curated record. The coding region runs from base 145 to 2292 and encodes 715 amino acids. Gene Ontology annotation, molecular function: RNA binding. The transcript is spliced from 20 exons. NCBI's taxonomy places the organism in Eukaryota, Metazoa, Chordata, Actinopteri, Syngnathiformes, Syngnathidae.
AGUUGCUGGAGCAGCCAUGCCAGCUCAGACACUGUUCGUCCGCUCGCUGCCGGCGUCAGCCUCGAACGAACACCUGGAGGAGAUUUUCUCCGAGGUCGGUCCCGUCAAGCAGUGCUUCGUGGUCAGGGAGAAAGGCACAGAAACAUGUCGGGGAUUUGGCUACGUCACAUACGCCAUGGAGGAGGAUGCGCAGCGAGCGUUGAAAGAAGUAAAAGAUUACGACGGCAAGAGACUAUCCAUUUCUGUGGCAAGAAGAAAUUGAAGGACAAGAAGAAAUCAGCGUCAACAAAGCCAGAUGCAGCAGGGGUCCAAGCGGGGUCACCGCCUUCCCAAGAAACUGAGCAGAAAGUUAAAACGAUCAGGAAAAACACUCUGAAAGCCAGACUCAUCAUUAGGAACCUUAGUUUUAAGUGCUCUGAAAAGGAUCUGAUGGAGGUUUUUGGCAAGUUUGGAGAAGUGCUUGAAGCUAAAAUACCCCUCAAACCCGAUGGCAAGAUGCGAGGCUUUGCGUUCGUCCAGUUCAAAAAUAUGUCGGGGGCAGCCAAAGGGCUUCAAGCCAUGAACCUGAAGGAGAUUAAAGGCCGCCAAGUGGCUGUCGACUGGGCCGUGCCGAAGGACAAGUACGUCGGCAUGCAGGUGACAUCCACCACAGAGACUGCGACGCGUGACGACGCUGCUGUGAAAAAAUCUGAGCCUCAGUCCGAUGGGGAAGAUGAGGACGAGGAAGAGAGUCAAGUUUCCAACAAGGUCGGACCCAAAAAAUGUGCACCAGCGAAGAAGGAGUUGAUGUCAGAUGAUGGUAAUGAUGAUGACGACGAUGAUGAUGAUGAUGAAGAAGAAGAAGAAGACAGCGAUGAAGAGGAGUAUGAAAAAGAUGACCUGUCCCAAGAGGGCGAAAAUGAUGAUGCUAGCCUUGGUACAGCCGAUGAGGAGGAGGAUGAUGAUGAUGAUGAGGAGGAGGAGGAGGAGCAUGGUGAUGGCGACCAAUCAGCUCAAAAGAAGCCAAAAAAGUUGCUCCCUUCAGACGUGAACGAAGGAAGAACAAUAUUCAUCAGAAAUCUGUCAUUUGACACAGACGAAGAAGGACUUGAGGAAGUGCUCCUACAGUACGGAGAGCUGAAAUACAUCAAGAUUGUUUUUCAUUCAGACACGGGACAUUCGAAAGGUUGCGCCUUUGCGCAGUUUAAAGCCAAAGAAGCGGCGGACAAGUGCAUCGCCGCCGCGGAGGACGCAGCGGAGGCCGGCGGAAUCCGAGUGGACGGGAGGAAGCUGCUGAUCGUGGCCGCCGUGAGUCGAGACGACGCGGUCAAGAUGAAGGUCAAUCGAGUCAAAGUGGAAACAGGCACCAGGAAUUUGUUUCUGGCCAGAGAAGGACUGAUCCGUGCCGGAAGCAAGGCGGCAGAGGGUGUGUCUGAAGCGGACAUGAUCAAGAGAACCAGAUUUGAAGAGAUGAAAAGGGCGAAACUUCGAGACAUCAACAUUUUUGUCUCCAAGCAUCGUCUGUGCGUGCACAACCUGCCAAAGUCCAUAGACGGCGUCAAGUUGCGGGCGCUCUGCCUCCGGGCACUCGGCGUCAAAAAAGUCCGGAUCCCAGAGUGUCGCAUCAUGUAUGACAAGAAGCCUGAGAGGGGUCAGGUGAUGGGUCAGUCCCUGGGCUACGGCUUCGUCAUGUUCACGGAGCACGAGCACGCUCUGACCACGCUGCGCUACCUCAACAACAACCCUGACAUCUUUGGCGCUCACAAGAGGCCCAUCGUUGAGUUCUCGCUGGAGGAUUCCCGCAAACUCAAGAUCAAAGAAAUGCGACGGCAAAAGAGCAAAGAACAUAAUUUAAAACAGCGAGGUGGAAAAGGCAGUGUGACGCCUCAGAAGAGCAGAAAUUGGAAAGGAACUAACCAAGCUACUAACGCCAAGCCGAACCCGAGCCGGCACUGCGGCUUCCAGACCAAGCCCGAGGUGGAGCACGUAGACCUGGAGAACGGAAAGAAGCGGAGGAAGGUGCUGGCCUUGCCGUCCCACCGAGGGCCCAAGAUCAGAAUGCGUGACAAAGGGAAGCAGAAGGCUCCGCCCCCCAGGAAAGCGCAGCGUGGAGGAAGCAGGAGAGAGCGUCAAGCGCGGCAAAUGGCGAAGCCCACACAGACAAGAAACCAGAACAACAAAGGAGCGACGAGGCAUUCAAGGAGGCGGGACACCGAUCGUUUUGACAGCCUUGUGGCGCAGUACAAAAGAAAACUUCUCUCCAGGUGUGAGAAAAACUCCAGCGUGAAAAAAAGCAAGUGGUUUGAUAACUAAACUUGCGUGUAUAUGGACAUUGAGAAUCCUUCCCAAGACUGAUUCAUUGGUUCGCUGUCAUAUUUGUACACCGUUAUUUGUAGAAAUCCCUCUGUGAGACUAUUUUAGCAACCUCCCCACCCACACAAAGAACUGUUCUUACAUCGAGUCUGUCUUUAUUAAAAUUAUGAAAUUAAUUGGCUUUACUUGCAUCUACUCAAUGUGACGGUUUGACUUUUGUUGCGCGAUCGACUGGCAAUUUCGGUCGAUAGCGACGGCGUGCCAAGGAAAAAAAAGACAUCAGCCAUUUUUUUUUUUUUUUACUUUAGCUCACCGCGCACGUGCAAACGACGACAGGACAAGAAAACACGCUAGUCGGCGAGUUCCCCCAUAUUUUAAGCUCUCGGUUAAGAAAUCUCAAACGUGUAUGGAUGCUGCAAUAAAGAAGACAAAAAUGUAUCACUUUCGUACAGAAUGUGAGACGGACUUUUUUUUCCCCCCACGAUGUCAUUUUCGAAGUGCGUUUGCCCCGCGGAGCGGCAUCUUCGAACCGUUUAUGGAAAAUAAGACGCCGACAUUCCGCCGAAAAGCAAGCUGAGAAUGAGAACGAUACACAACAUAGUUCACCACCGAAAGCCGCCACCGAAGCAUCGUUUCCGAGUUCGUCACAUCACACAUAAAGACCCGUAGCUGACUUGUUGUUCUGAUCUUUUAAAAAUAAGGCGGAAAUAUUAUCUUCAUUAUUAUUUUCAUUCGUGUUGUGUUUGGUGGUCGUCAACGUGAACUCAGAUAGAUACAAAAAAUGUUUAUGGUUCACUAUGUUGUGUUGUGCAAUAUUGCCUCAUGCGGUUAUGCAAGGCACACAAACAUAGAUUUACACACAAAGAAUCCUCAAUAUACUUUUCAAAUAAAUAUGUUUUUGCAUUUAUGCAGUGGGUAGAUCUUUGUGACUUGGUCACUCUAUUUA